Molecule: messenger RNA, 1030 nt
Organism: Scutellospora calospora
Lineage: Eukaryota; Fungi; Glomeromycota; Glomeromycetes; Diversisporales; Gigasporaceae
Source: the annotation of a GenBank genome assembly
GGAAAAGUAUCAAAAAACUUAUUCGCUUUUGUAUGAUGAGGAUAUUCAAAAUAAAAUAGUUCAAUUUUUAAAUUCAAAUAAAUUUCAAUUGAAUAUUUCUCAAAUCUGUAAUUAUAUUAUUGAUGAAAUCUUUCCAAGUGUUAGAAUUAAAACCAAAAAAACUAUAAGUAAGAGAAUAGUACAAAGAUGGUUAGGCAAGUUAGGAUGGAAGUAUCAACAUUAUCAAAAGGGAUUAUAUAUUGAUGGUCAUGAAAGAGCAGACGUUAUAGAACAUAGAUAUAUAUUUUUAGAACAUAUAAAACAAUUUGAAUUAUUAAUGCCAAGUUGGUUAGAUAAUUUAACCCAACAAAUUAAUCCAGUUUUACCUAAAAAUGAAAAGUUACAUAUUUUAGUAACACAUGAUAAAACAAGACCUAGUAGUAAACAACCAUUAUGUCCUAAAUCACUUGGAGGUAGCUUAAUGGUUAGCGAGUUUCUUUGUGAUACAAUUAGUCGGCUUCAAUUAAAUAAUAUUCAUAAAGAACUAAAUAGUCAACUUCUAUCUAAAGAGCAAAUUCCUAAUGAGGCUUGCUGUAUAAUCCAUCCUAAUGCUCAUCGUGAUAGUUAUUGGACCAGAGAAGAUGUUGCAAAUCAAUUAAAAAAUAAAGCAAUUCCUAUUUUUAAAGCUAUGCAUCCUAAUUGUAUUGCUGUUUUUGCUUUUGAUAACAAUAAUAAUCAUGAAGCAUUCGCUAAAGAUGCUUUAGUACAAGAAAUAGUAUUCUCUGAUGAAACUCUAAAAGGAAUGCAUAAAGUUCUUGAAGAAAGAGAGCCUGAUUUUAUGAAUCAAAAAUCACUUCUAGAAGAAAUAGUCGAAAAAGCUGGUCACAAAAUAAUUUUCUAUCCAAAAUUCUAUUGUGAAUUAAAUUAUAUUGAAAAUUAUUGGGGUGCAACUAAAAGAUAUAUACGAGCAAAUUGCAAUUAUAGUUUUAAUACAUUAAAAAAUACUGUUUCAGCAGCUCUUGAAUCUGUUUCUUUAAUUCAAAUACGAUGA